AUGACAGCUGUCGUAGGACGAGUCUGGGCAUGGGUGAGCCCGGCCAUUUCAUACCGCCCGUGGGCCAGUAAAGCUAAACCUGUGAAAACUGUGACUGAUGAGGGCCAAAUGAAAGGCAGAUGGGGCUUUUGGGGGCUGACCUCCUGGGUUUGGGGGGAGCAAAAGAAGCAGAUUGACCAAACAGCACUGACUGAAGAGUACUGGGAGGCAGAGGAGGAGAUUCUUAAGCCACUGAAAAUAGAGGAGCUAAGUGCAAGCAGUGAAGAGACAGAGGUUUACGCUCCAGCAGCACAGGGUGCAUCGCGUUGGUGGAAUAGGAUGCUCCCAUCCACUUACUGGCCUUGGACCAGAUCAACUAAUUCCAGUGGACUCGGGCAACGUAAGUGUGCAGGUUGGAGCGAAGGGACGUGGGACACCGAUACCAACGAUGGAGAAUAUUCAGACUACGACACCCCUCCACCAUCUCCCACCCCGGCAUCCAAGCAGUCGUCCACGUUCCAGUACUUUGCACGAUCGUGGACAGGAGAAGUCCUUCCAGAACACUACGAGAUCUGCUUCAAUUUCCUCCGCCACCUGUUUGAUCUUUUUGUGGUGGGUUUCCUUUGGACUGUGUCCCCACCAGCCAAGUUCAUUCUAGAUGUGUUAGGGAUCCAGGGUGCCCUUAAACUCUGGCUUCAUGGCAUGGCCAUGUUUUUUGUCACCGCCGUUGGUAUGGCUGGACUGUUGUGGCUGGUACAGGAAUACCUCCUCCAGUUUGCCCUUGUAUAUGGCAUUUUUCAAGCUCUGGUCAUCUCCGUCAGCGUACGCCAAAGUGUGAUUACAGGAGAUGGGGAAGAGGAAAAAGACGAGAGGGAUGAAAAGGAAAGCAGUGAAGAGAAAUGCUCUGAAAGGGAACGGGACCAGGUGCAGCAGACCAAGGAUUAACACAACAAGGGAAUAAAUGUGCCUUGAAAAAGGAGUAUUUCAGACUUUGAUAAACUGAAGACGGAGAGACAUUUUGUAUCCAGAAAUUCAAAAUAUACGCCUGAUUACUGACCUCCUUCCUGCAAAAUACACAGUGCUUGUGUAUCAAGACUCAACCAACAUUGAAACACUACAAAAUAUUGAAGAGAAUUUUUCCUUAACCAGCGAACGUCUUCUGCAGUUCAUCACGAA
Chanos chanos (milkfish) is the source of this 1155-nucleotide messenger RNA. RefSeq names its product chromosome 12 C6orf47 homolog (gene c12h6orf47). The transcript is spliced from 2 exons. The coding region runs from base 1 to 924 and encodes 307 amino acids. The record is from RefSeq and is a predicted model, not a curated record. NCBI's taxonomy places the organism in Eukaryota, Metazoa, Chordata, Actinopteri, Gonorynchiformes, Chanidae.